AUGGCCAGAAUGGUCAAGGCGAAGAGCUACAAGUCCAAACGCGAAUUUCAGGAUGAUUUGGACUUGAUAUGGUUCAAUUGUAAGGCAGAGAAGUUGCUGCGAAAUAUCACAGAUCGCAAGGAACGAGCUGACCCUGUAAUUCCUGCUGCACUACAGGGUCCCAAAGUGAACGGCAUGGUGAACGGACAUUCAAGACCCCACAUGGUACAUCACCAGCCUUCGAGCUCAGGCCCCCUCGCUAAGGCUAUUGUCAAGCCUACUGCUGUGCCUUUACAGCGCCGAGAUUUACCUUUUGCCGACUCGCCAGCACUGAUUCGGACGCAGCAUGGUAUGUCGCUGUUCGCGAAAUUAAACUGCGACUCUCCUCCACGCGACGAACUUCGGGUGUUCGCACCGGACUAUCAGAGCGAUGAUGAAGAUCCGAUUGAAGUGAAACCAGAGGCGGGAACAGACGAGAAACGCAAGCUGAAUGAGCAGAUUGCUCGCCCGCGCAAACGUGCACGAGUGGCACCUCAAUACCCGAUCUUUCUUCCCUCUUCAAGCGAUGAUAUCACGCAGAUGUGGUGGAUGGCAGCGCAAUCUGACCUACUACUUCCUAAUGGUCUGCUUAGGGUCCCACAGCCUCGGCCACCCAAAUCUCCACUUCCGAAGCGCAAGAAACGACGGAAACGGCCGGACCCUCCAAGGCCGAAUCCCAAGUCUUUAUUGACACUCAUGAACAACAACAUACGGACGAUGAGAAGAGUGAGGCAUGCCAUGUCAAGUUCUCGGCACUGGGAGGAACCGGCACCGAGGAUAAGUUUGGGGAAGAAGGAAGUGAGAAUAGAGGACAUCGGCGAAAAGAACAGCACAGAUUGUUUGCAGUGGAUGAGCAAGAAGGGGUUUCAAGAGGAAAUCAUAUUGCAUACCUUAUUUGAGAGUGGUGUGACGCGAGUCCAAGACGUUGAGCGGUACAUUUCUGACGACGUUGGGCGUUAUGGAUCGCGACUGAAUGGUUUAGAGAAGAAGCUUGUUGGGGCGUAUCGAGAAGCGCUGUGGAAGACGAGGGCCUAUUUGAAGGAGAAGAUGAAGACGAGGCUGCUGUCUUGGCUCUAUAUGUGA
This is a messenger RNA of Guyanagaster necrorhizus, 1101 nucleotides long. RefSeq lists its product as uncharacterized. The transcript is spliced from 6 exons. Bases 1 to 1101 code for a protein of 366 amino acids. The record is from RefSeq and is a predicted model, not a curated record. Gene Ontology annotation, biological process: regulation of transcription by RNA polymerase II. Lineage: Eukaryota; Fungi; Basidiomycota; Agaricomycetes; Agaricales; Physalacriaceae. Gene Ontology annotation, molecular function: structural molecule activity. Gene Ontology annotation, cellular component: SAGA complex; SLIK (SAGA-like) complex.